CAGCGUGCGCACCGCUGUUGACCUAAACGAGAAUGAAUGACUCCAACGGAAAAGGGGUGGUGUGUUCACCCCGAGUUGUGCUGCGCGACAGCCUGGGGCUCAGCCUCCACUCGGCCUGAGGAGGAUGGACUCAGGCAAGUUCUGGAGGAGAUGAAAGCUUUAUACGAACAAAACCAAUCUGAUGUGAACGAAGCAAAGUCAGGCGGCCGAAGUGACCUGAUACCGACCAUCAGGUUUCGACACUGCUCUUUGCUGAGAAAUCAGCGCUGCGCUCUAGCCUACCUGUACGACCGAUUGCUUCGGAUUAGAGCGCUCAGGUGGGAAUAUGGCAGUGUCUUGCCAAGUGAUUUACGAUUUCACAUGUCUGCUGAAGAAAUGGAGUGGUUCAAUCACUACAAAAAGUCCCUUGCUACUUACAUGAGAUCCCUGGGAGGAGAGGAAGGUUUGGACAUCACACAGGAUAUGAAGCCUCCCAAAAGCCUAUACAUAGAGGAGAUUCUGGGAUGGAGGAACAUGUUACAUGACCCCACAGGAAUCCACAACAAAAUCUAGUUUGUGGGAAACUACCAGACAGACUGCCCAGUUUAUUUAACAGAUAAAUCGCCAAGGGGGAGAACCCUGCAGAUGAAAAUGGACUUGGAGGCGUCAGAAACAUGCAACGUGCAACUCUUGUUUGAGUGAUUUUAAUGUGGCAACUUUAAAAACAUUAUGAGAUGAAUGGGAGAAUUUGGAUACCAACCAGGGUUUUCAUGAUAUUUAAAAAUUACUACUUACUAAGAUGUGAUAAUGGUGUUGAGGGCUUUUUUUUUUUGAAGAAGAAGAACCUUAUUUUGUAGUAAUAGGUACCAAAAUAUUUAUUAAUUAAAUGAAAUGACGUCUAGGAUGUGCAUCAGAGCUCCCCAGAAGUGGUGAGGGAACCAGACUGGCGACGUGUUGGUGAUUGUUGAAGCUGAUGGGUCGUGGGGUUUUAUUAGUCAUUUUACCUUUGAAUGUGGUUGAGAUUUUCCACAAUAAAAAUCUAUUUAAAGAAGCAAAAUGGUGGUAGUGGAGGGGGGGAUUUUUCUAAAAUAGUGUCGCUCAAGCUAAGUCAGAAUGCCUUUGGGAUUGGCAGAGCAAUCACAGGGCAUGAGAUCAUCCGGGAAACGUAGGGGACUGAGACGGGGUUGGCUGUGCUCAUACCACACUGAUGCUGGGGCUCGGACUCUCAGGCAGAGGAAUGCGUCCUCCCGCUUCGCUGGGGCGGCUCCUGGAGCUGGGCCAGGUCCCAGACCUCUGGGGCCCUGUCGAGGUUCCUUCCUUGCGGUCUCAGAGGUCAUCAGGCUGCCUCACCCCUCCCACCUUCAGCUAAGAGCCUUCCGGGGGAGGGGACAGGUCAGAGGUAGAACGCGUGCUCAGCAGGCAGCAGGUCCUGGUUUCAGUCCCCAGAGCCUCCAUUUAAAAAAGGGGAAAAAAAGAGCCUCUCCUGAUUGUGUAACACGAGUCUGCCUCCGUUCUCUCCCAGAGCCCUGCUAAGCAAGCGUCCGCGUGGUGACGGAGAGUGGAAGAGUCUUCAAAACAGAAAUGUUGCUGCCUUACAUCCCAUCCUCAGACACUGGUGUUUUAUGGGAGGGAUCUGGGAGAGGACGUUGGAGCAAGUGGGAAACAUUCUCUUCUCUUUGUAGACAUGUAUUUCAGCUGCUUUGGUUUUUCAGGAUUUGCAGAGGGAUGAGAAUCCAGUGAUGUUGUCUCUCUCUGGCAGCAACCUGGGUUUCCUUACUGCCAGCGCUGAUGUCCACAUAUUCAGAAAUUGGCCAUUUUGCUUCCUCCC
Vicugna pacos (alpaca) is the source of this 1807-nucleotide messenger RNA. The record is from RefSeq and is a predicted model, not a curated record. NCBI's taxonomy places the organism in Eukaryota, Metazoa, Chordata, Mammalia, Artiodactyla, Camelidae.